Knipowitschia caucasica is the source of this 1032-nucleotide messenger RNA. NCBI's taxonomy places the organism in Eukaryota, Metazoa, Chordata, Actinopteri, Gobiiformes, Gobiidae. The record is from the annotation of a GenBank genome assembly.
AUGAAAAUUCUGCUUAUAGCUUGCCUCAAUCCUCAAACUGGAAAUAACACAACAGCUGAGCGAAUAAGGAAUCACAUUGAAAGUGCAGGACACAUAUGUGAGCUCAGCGAUGCAGCAGAGUUCCAAUCUUCUACUGAGGUGGCACAGCUACUGUCCCAGGAUCCUCUUUUUGAAGGUGCGCUGGCGAUCCAUCUAUUCAAAGCUGGGAGACUGCUCUUAGAUAUCCCAGUACCUUUCGGAGUUAUCUUUGGAGGAACUGACAUAAAUGAAGACAUCAAGGUUGAACAGAAGCGUUUUUUAAUGGAACAGGUGCUGCAGAAGGCCAGGUUUGCUGUUGCCUUCACUGAUAAAAUGAGAGAAACCGCAGAAUUGUUCUUGUUUUCCCAGAGGUGUAAAGUUUAUGUUCAACCCCAAGGCAUACAGACUGCAGUUGCACAAAAAUUCAGCUGGACAGAGUUCUUAAGAUGCACAGAUGUUAGUGCGGUACGUGCGGGUGAACUUCGAGUCUUCCUCUUGAUCUGUGGUUUGAGAAAAGUCAAGGAUCCUCUCUACGUGGCCCAGGUCUUCUCAGAGUGGCAUGGGCAGAAUCCUCUGAAUGUCCUAAUUAUCAUCGGGCCAAAGAUUGAUCCUGUUUUUAGCAUUGAAGUUGAGUCCGCAAUUGAAAAAACAGCAGGAGUAUACAUGACCCAGGAGAGGAGCCAGCGGGAGCUGCACGCUGCCAUGAAGAAGUGUUUUGCUGUGGUUAACAGCUCGGUCUCAGAGGGCAUGUCUGCGGCCAUCUUAGAGGCUAUGCACCUAGGAGUACCUGUGGUGGCUCGAGACAUACCUGGAAAUGCGGCGAUAGUGAAGCAUGGGAUCACUGGACUGCUCUACUCAUCUCCUCAGGAUUUUGUGGAUCAAUCUCAGAGGCUGUUGUCGGAUCAUGAGCUGAGAGAGAGACUGGUGAGGAACGGAAAAGUCUACGUGGAAGAGCACCACAGCCUGAAACAGGAGCAGGAGACCUACCAGAGAUUAGUGGCUACUUUACACUGA